AUGUCUGAAACCAACACAAAUCCUAAAAUCAAUCCUCCGGUGCCUUCAUCUAAUGCGGCCACUGCCCUUGCUUCGAUCGAGGUCGAUGAUGGAGACUUGACCGAAGAUGCCUCCACGAUGGACGACAGAAUCUCAUCUUACUCUGCGUCCUUGACCUCCAGCAUUAUCGACUACCCAGAGGAAUAUGGGCGUCGAUACCACGCUUACCGAGCCGGCUCAUACCAGUUUCCUAACGAUGAGAGGGAAAUUGAUAGACUUGACUUCAACCAUACCUUAAUAGCUAGGACAACUGGCCAACUUUUCCUAGCUCCUAUCGAAAAAGAUAAGACCCAUCGCAUUCUGGACGUCGGUACUGGUACGGGCAUUUGGGCGAUUGAGAUAGGCGACGGGUUCCCUAACGCGGAGGUUGUUGGCAUUGACUUGAGCGCCAUCCAGCCGAGUUUUGUUCCGCCAAACGUCAAAUUCGAGAUUGACGAUGCCGAAAGCUCAUGGGUUGGAAACGCUAAAUACGACUUUAUCUUUUCAAGAUACCUCGCCUUGUCUAUUGCCAACUGGCCAAGACUCGUAGGCAAUAUCUACACAAACUUAAACAACAACGGCUGGGCCGAGUUCCAAGACUAUAGUCUUACGCUCGAUUCAGACGACGGGACAUUGACAGACGAUCACCAGACGAUGAAGUGGCAAAAAUGGGGAAAUGAAAUUGCCGAAAAGAUUGGGCGGGAUUUCAACCCAGGCCCCAAGCUGCGUAACUGGGUGGCAGAAGCUGGCUUCCGAAACAUCGUCCACAAGCACUACAAGAUCCCAGUAGGACCCUGGGCCAAGGGGGCCCAUUACAAGGAAAUUGGGAUGCUGAACCUGAUGCAGCUGUUGGAUGGCCUUGAAGCGUUUACACUGAGGCCGUUCUGUGGCGUUCUGGGAUGGACGACCGAGGAGGCCCAGGUGCUGCGUGCUAAUGUCCGCAAGGAGAUUAAGUCUGGGGCCUUCCAUGCUCAUCUGAACUACCACGUGGUCUAUGGUCAGAAAGUGGAGAGCGAGGGUGAGAAGGAGGGAGAAUGA
This is a messenger RNA of Colletotrichum spaethianum, 1056 nucleotides long. Its product is annotated as secondary metabolism regulator LAE1. Gene Ontology annotation, molecular function: methyltransferase activity. NCBI's taxonomy places the organism in Eukaryota, Fungi, Ascomycota, Sordariomycetes, Glomerellales, Glomerellaceae. Bases 1 to 1056 code for a protein of 351 amino acids. The transcript has a single exon. The record is from RefSeq and is a predicted model, not a curated record.